AUGCAGCAGCAGCAGCAGCAGCAGCCACGGACAGGCGGGGCGCCUACACUUCAUGCGGCACAGGUGAAGAUGUCGACCUUGCCACCACCUUCUUGGGCGGUGCAACAGUCAAGGGGGGGCUCGUCAGGGCAUUUACAAGGAGGUUCGAGAUCCGGAAGUCACAUUUCUCUGAUGACUGCACAUCCCUCUGGAGAAGGCGCAAUCUCGGGCAGUGCAAUGGAUUCCAUCCAUCCACAGGGGAAAUUAGUCAUGGUGCCUCCACACCUUGUAGGGAAAAUGACGCCCAUGCCAUACCCAGCUGGACCACUCGGUGGAACCACAAAGCAACCAUCUGCAACCCCUCCUAUUCAUUACCCCCAGCAGCUUUUAACGAACCAAGCAAUGGCAAAGAUGCCAAUGGGUCCCCCACCAACGUCACAGCAGGGAGCAGCCAGACCUAGCCAAAGCCACUCCCCUUCCUUUAGUGCCUCUGUCGUUCCACAUGCUCCUUUGGCGCAACCGGCAAAGAAGCAGGUUGUUUUAUUAGCGAAUACGCCUCCCAACGCUCCUGGUCAACCGCAACGAGCGAGGGGAUUGCUUGAAGUUACAAGAAGCUCCUCCAGCAUUGGGACUUUGGAUUCAACUGUGCAGCAGCCAAUGGGUAACGUUUGGAGGGCGCGACCAUCCCCUGCUCCGGCGCAAUCUCAACAGUCAAUUGCGGGAUUGGCAACAAACGUGCAGCCAUCGCCCUCGGGUGGGAAGGAGAAGAAACGCUCAUCGAUUAGUGGAAUAUGGGGAACGAUGAAGAAUGCAUUGUUCAAGGGGAGUGACGAAAAUGCGGGGCGGCCAAAGCUUGCAUCUGCGCCACAGGCAGUACGAGAUGCAAGGGGUGGGGUUCGCCCAAUAGAACAGAGGCCGGGUGCUGGAACGGCAGCGGUAAGGGCGAGUAUGACUGCAGCCACCGGCGCGUUUCAAAACUUGGAACAGAAUACAAAUGGAGGCACAGGGAGUCAAACUUCAUCAGGUACAAUGCCUUUGCAGCAGCAGCAGCAACAACAACAACAACAACAACAACAACAACAGCGACGACAGCAAUUGCCAUCGAAGAAUUUAGGUGGUGAUGGGCAUGCGAUUACGUCGACGGGUGAUAAAUUUGACCCGGCAUCACUUUCAUUGGCUACAGUAGAAACAACAACCAGAAUGGCCACCCCGAAAGCGACAAUGCCGCCACCGACGCCGUCAGAUGAUAAAGCCUCUCCCCUCGUGACGUCCCCCACAGUGCAACUGCGAGAUGAGGCUGGGGAAGCUGGGAUAGCCCCGUCAUCUGCUGCAAAUGUCGCCAACGAAGCUGAGGAAGGCCAUCGUCAGUCAAAGCAGAAACAACAUGUGCUCAGGUUUCCUUCCAUUACCAUUGUGGACAGCGACGAGGAUUCAUCUGGUUCGUCGCGGUCCAGCGAACCGGCAAAGGAACUGGGAUCGACAACGCAAACCGCCGUGUUUGGUUCUGAAAAGGAGGGUUCCCAAGCGGGACAGUCGGUGCAUGUCUCCCCGUCUUCUUUGGCCACAUCAUUUAUGCCCAGCCAAUUGUUGACCCAGCAAAAGAAGGGUGAAAACACGGGAGUGCAAGCUUCUGAUACGCGGCUUUUUGCCGUUUCAGAUCAUCCUCCGGUGUCGUCAGAUACUUUGUCGGUGACGACCAAUACGAGUUCCCCGGACACGUUGAAAAGAGACGGGAGUCUGACUCCGGUGCGUCAGCUGGAGCUGCAAGAAGAAAACACGACUGUGGGAAGUGCACCUGUUAAUAAUUCCUUAGCGGAGGAGCGGCACGACACGAAUCCACAAAAGGAAAGGUUGCGGCCCUCCGCCAAAGUGGCAAAUUUGCCGUCCUUGACCGCCGAAGACGCGGUCGGAGACGUCAGGGAAACUCCUUUAGGCGCUGUAGAAUCCAGCCGCCUUUCACCUUCAUCAUCGCCACCAACAUCACUACCACCGCCACCAAUUGGGUUGCAGUCACGGGCGACACAAGAAGCCCAGGAGGUCAAUAAAUCCACGAAGCGACAACGUCAGCAACCCCAGCUGCGUCGUGACUCCUCCGAUUCAUGUAUCAAGCCCCUUUCUUUUAGUUCAGACCAUCAUGCAAAAGCCACGGAGCGGGAAAUUCUUAAAGAAACAACGUCUCUACAUGCAACCAGAAAAUCUUCUAGGAACGACAAGGAUGAUGGUGAUCAUGAUGAUUUUGAUGACCGAAAAGAACGAGAAACUCCGCGCCGGGGCCGAAGUGUCAAGAGGGGCAGUGAGAAGGAUUACAGCAGAGAAAGGAGAAGGCUGAUUUCUCCAUCUCCCCACCUAUUACACUCGCCUAUUUUUCAUAUUCGCGAUGUAUAUCAGCUGUAUCAAGAGCUGAAACGAGAACAAGAGGAAUUACAGCGUGAUCGCUUCUUGCGGUGGCGGAGGCAUGAUAGCGUGUCGCCGGGUGAUUACUCAGGAAAGCACAGCCGAAGAGGUGGAACGUCGACGACGCAUACAAAGAGCCCUCGUCAGCCAUGGCGCAGUUCUUCUUUUCAUCCCGAUCCAUUGCCCCUUCCUUCUUCAUUGCGCCGUCCUCUCGGUUGCAUAGAAUUCAGGGACGGUUAUAACCGGGCGGUGGCUUCUGGUGAGUCUGAUAGCGAAGCCAGCUUCACUGGACCUUAUGUCUCCGGUGGACGAUACACACCGUACCGAUCUUUGCAGAUGUUAAGGCUGUCUUCACCGCAACGUGCAGGUCGUGCAUCGGCUCAAAGACGACGAUGUUAUCAACAAGAGGAACUCUGUGACUAUUCACUCAAUCAUCCAUAUGAAGUGACGUCAUUUAUUCCAUCGCGCAGGCAUGACGACCUUCAUAAGUUUGAAGGACCACCCCACAAAACACCUUGCGGCAAUGGUAGUAAUAAUAAUAACACUCAUAAUGGUUGUAAUAAUGAGAAUCAUAAUAGCGGUAGACGUGUUAGUUCUGGCGAAAAUGCGUCAGGUGGGAGGGCACAGUCUGCCUUACGUGGACACAAAGUGAAUCCAGUCAAUCCAAGUCGCAGGCCACACGCGGACACGUCAAAACCCAUGACACACAUUUUUGAGUAUGAAAACGAUGGAAUGAUUACACAAGGGCCAUCUCAGCAGCAGAAUGGAAAGGAACAUGCAUGGCGCCACGAUUCCGUACCACCAUCACCUUCAUCCUUACCGGUAUCGGCACGACGGCGACGAGAAAAUCUGUCGGCGAGGACACCUGUUGAUAUGGCAUCCCCUCAUCCGCGGCGGCCUCAGCCUCGUUCCGUGGUGGGAAAUCCUACGGCGCGAAACCUCCGACGCUGCUGUAGUGAAGGUGACAUUGCUGGAAACCAUUUGCGUGCCCCGGGAGGGAGUCCGGUGACACGCGACGCUGUUGGUCGAAUCCCAAUUCCUGUUGUUGACCUUCGGAAAGACUUUAAACCAUGUUUGGACUCCCCACUGAAAAAAGGGGAUGUAUUUGGUGCGAGUAAACACCGUGUUCGAUGUGGGGUGAACUACAGUUUGUCAAGCAACAAUAGCAGCGUCCACAAGAAACGAAAUGGUGCAACGGGAAGAGGGGCGGUGUCUCCAUCCUGUCACAGCCACACACGAUCCACCCCGUUGAAGCGCACCCCAGAAGGCACUGCGGGGAAUUCCGGUUCUUCUCCGAAGCGCUGCAUUGUUGACGUGCCGCCGUUUCCACCUCUAAAGUUGUACUCUUCCUUUGUGAUAAAGGAGCCGGACCGACCAUCGGCAUGGGCAAUGGGACCAGAGCGGCAGAAUUUUCUGGUGCAGUCCCCCAAGGCACGCCGCCGGAUAAUCAAGCGUGCGCAGCGUGAGGAUAGACAUGAGACCGCUGCGGGUGAUGGUGGCCGCCGUACUGCUGAAGACGAUGCCACUGGUGGAACGAAUUAUGAUUCGGUUGUUCUUGUAGAGGAGGUGCGAUUAGAUGAGUAUGGUCGCCCGUAUGUGCUUAUAAGAGAAGUGCCGUUUGGUACUGCUGCAGUGGAAGCACAAAAAUCCUCCGCCCAACGGCUAUCGAGGCCGCGGCCGGUGUAUGUCCGUCCUGAUGACAGGGAAUGUUGA
Molecule: messenger RNA, 4086 nt
Organism: Trypanosoma cruzi
Lineage: Eukaryota; Euglenozoa; Kinetoplastea; Trypanosomatida; Trypanosomatidae
Exons: 1
Coding region: 1-4086 (1361 amino acids)
Source: RefSeq, a predicted model, not a curated record